CUUAGGGUGUGGAAUGAAAAGCCUGGCUUUGUUUAUUCGGCUUCUUACAUCUUCAUCUUUGCUGACUAUGCUGCCAAGGUAGAUGAAACGACCAGACUCUGUAAUACAUUCUACAUGUAGUCGGAGUGAAGCUUCUUGUUGACCCGCAUUACCUCCGUCUUGUUGAUGUUGAUGGUCAGGCCAGUCAUUGCUGCUUCUUCCGAGAGCCGAGUGAGCUUUGUGCGUGUUGCUGCUCAAACAAGCUAAUUUGGUUUAAUUCCAUUUGUGGUCAUAAGAAAACAACAGAGAGGUGUUUGCUUAUUUGAUAAGAAAAUAAUUUAGAAAAUAAAAUAGCACAAACAAAGUUUUAAAAUGUUUUUAAUCUUCAUUUCGUGUUUCGAAAAGACUCGGGCUCACGGGUAUAAAAAGCUUGUACGCUCGCACUCCCACACGCGGACAUAAAACAACCGUUAAUCUCAUCGAAUGCGAAAAUGUUUGUGGCUGCAGCGAUAAGGAAGUUUCUACAAGUGUCUGCGUCCUUCCUUCCUUCACGGACCAUCGCGAGAACAGACGUUUCCUUGCUGCGUGCAGCUGUUGCGUCCUGUUGGCAACACGACUGUCUUUUUUAUUUUGUUUAGUCGUACAAGGAGCUAGCCAUAGAUGACCCUUGCGACCUGCAUAUGACUCCACAUCGAAACCUUGUCGUGUAGUUGUCGCUGUCGCUGACUAUGUACACCAUGGCGUGAACACCGCUCCACAUCACAAUGCUCGUCUCCAGCCAUUGAAGUUGAACCAAUGUCUGUGAACAGAACUGCUGACCCUCUGACCCUUCUGUCUCACGGCGCCAGGCUGUUGCGUGCCAAGGGUUUGUGAGAUCAUGAGCGAUUAGGGGAACCCACGUGCAUGGGUUCAUGAACCUUCGUCGUCAGACCCACGUCGCCACUGGACCGUCAAGAGAACGUCAGACGCGCAUCAACUUGCAUUGACUUCGUUCAAGAGGACUCGGGCUUCUCGUGUGUGUUGUCCUAUGACCUGACGAACAGUUACAUGACCUGAGGAACAGUAACACGACCUGAGGAACAGUUACAUGACCUGACGAACAGUUACAUCUCGAAUUUCUAUCUCGUUCAUGGUUACUGUGACGGACUUCAAGCGAGAUCACGUGGUCUGCAGCCUUCAGUCGCCAAGGAUUGGAUCCGUCGAAAAGUUUGUGUAAGAGCCACAGACCUGGUCAAUCACUUCAGGAUGGACCGCUGGCUGGCCGUGUUCAUUACACAAAAGCGGCGCUGUUCACAUACAUCCACAGCAAAAGAAUCAUCUUCCCGCUGCUUUUAGCAAUAAUUUAAAAACAACCCCCUAGUCUUCAUGCAACUGUAGCUUUCCGGAUGUGCAUGUUCCGCUUUCUCCUUUCUCCAUCUGCAUGCUGGUAGCAAUCGUGAUGUUAAGGCCUCGUCCACAGCCUCCGGUGUGUAAGAACCAGAUGAACAUCCCGGUUCAGUCCUUGGGUUUUUCAUCCUCAAGCUUCUUAGACAGAAGUCUCUUCGAUGACUGCGGAGCCGCCACCAGAAGGUCUGAAGUCACUGGAAGAGAAGCUUGUCAUGACAGAUGGCUGAGUGGUACAGAUGCUGUCCGUCCGUGUUCUCCGACGGACACCAAGAGUGACAGGACACUUCUACCCAAACUCGCUCCCGUUCUUGAGCAAGGACAAGGCGUGGCACAUGCCAACGACCUCGACGACGAGAAAGCGCGUUGGUCAUCGGUGAUGAUUAGAAAAGAAAUGAAGCGAGGAAAGCCUCGCCGUCCAGAGAACGACAGAAGUACCAGCACCAACAAAACUGUUAACUUGCCGAUCCUGUCCUUGUCCACGUGGGGUUCAGUGACCGGGAAGAGAAGGCGAAAGAAGUCAAAGCACGAAAUGUGGACAGUGACGCAACUUCCGGUUCUGGCUGCACCCGGUGAGACGGAGUCUGGGAGGAACCCUGCAGUCAACACCCUGGAUGUGAGAUCUAUUUACGGCAAACAGUCGAAGACACUGAACGUCAAACCUGGCUUGCCUGGCGAGGGGACGAUCGUGUUGCCCCCUCUCACCCUCUCACGACCCUGGGGUCAGGUUCAAGCGGGGACAGUCGACGACAGUUUGAGGAGGAAGCAGCCAGUUCGGCAGGACACCAGUCGCACUCCCCCCGGAAAGAAGUGGGACUCGAUGUCCUCGCUUGACGAUUCUAGAACUUUUGUCAACAAGAAGCGGCGCCAACAACGGUUGGUGCUGUCAGAGGUCAUCUUUGACGCUGGCGGUGGUGCGUGGGAAAACCAUCGGCAUCCGGUCAGCUGCCUGACGACUGACCACGCGGCUACCGCAGCCCACUACUGUGACGUGCUGGGCCGGCGAUUCUGUCACCGCUGCACGGAGUGGGUGGAGAAGCUUGUGGGCCAGUCGUACGGGGCUAGACUUGUGGGCCACUCAUACGAGGCUAGACCUGUGGGCCAGUCGUACGGGGCGAGACCUGUGGGCCUGUCAUACGAGGCUAGACCUGUGGGCCAGUCGUACGAGGCAAGACUUGUGGGCCAGUCGUACGGGGCUAGAAGUGUGGGCCACUCAUACGAGGCUAGACCUGUGGGCCAGUCGCACAGACCGAGCAGGCUGAUGAGGUUGGCCAGCAAGUCACCAACUCCGACGUGGGUCUCUGACCGAGAGCUUUCGUUUACAGGUGUGAGGAAGGUGAUCAUCACCAAGGCAACGAAAAUAACAUGAAAAAUGUGAUUUUGAACUGCUGUAGCUGAAAGCAGUGCAUCCAUGUUUGUUGUGCUUGUCAUCCAUUCUGAUCAUGCAGCUCUCCACACAGUGCCAGACUUCUAACGGGAGAAAGUUAUUUGAAAUCAGGAAGAUAGAAACUUCACCUCACUGUUGGGACAACGUUAGUUACUUACACAGACUGGACUGGUGUUUCAUAUACUUUUAUAUACUUUUUAUUUUUCAUAGAUCAUAUUUGUGUUACUGUUAUAAGUGAUUAAAAUUACUAUAAUAAACAAUGAGUCACGUAGCCUUGCAGCGUAACGUGUUCUACAGUCACGUCACGUCUACGUUCCUGUGACGGUCACGUCAUCUUUGUCUUGGAGUCAAGGGGCAAACACUGUAAAAGCUUGAACGUGGUUCAGUUUUCGCCACCAAACAGCUCAUGUCUGCUCCCUUCCGACCAUCCCCAACUGGAUUACUGUUCGUCGAUCUCCCGAGCAUCCUACUUUUGUCUUCCGUAUUGUGGUCUUCCUCUUCUGCUCUUCCCUUCCUCACGCGGAAGAAAUUCAGCAAACGCUGGAUCCGAGCUUCUUCUCAGGCUCCAUUGUUCUUUCCCCACUUUUUCACUUAUUCUUUUUUGCGGAAGAAGCUUUUCUCCCCAAAACAUUGCUUUUGGUAAUAUCUUUGCAUGAUCACGGGUACUAUUCUACCCGCUCCUCCGAGCUUUGUUUGCCAUCGUGUCAUCAGUUUGUGUUUCUUGUGAGGCUGAUCUCAGAAAUGUUUAGUACUCAGACAUUUUGCAUGCGCUCUACUGAAGCAGUAUUUAAGCUGAAAGUUAAUAUAAUAUAUAAUUAACGGUUAUUUAUUUAACGAAGGUGGCGAAUAAGCGUUUUUUUAUUAUUAAAAUUUGAGAAUGAGAUAUAUUGAAUUCUACAAUCAUAAUCACGCGUGCAACACAACGAAAUGACGCACGUGCGGUUUUAGUAAAACAAAUUGUUAUUGUUGUCAGCUCUUCAGUUAUUUGCUGACUAUUUUGUUUUUUCUUGUAUACUUGAUAUUUGGAUUCAAGGAAGCACCAGAGUAUAUAAAUCCCCGAAACUGCUUCCCUUUUCCGCUAAAAGUUUCAAGUUUCUGAUAUGUAUGUGCAAUAGCAAACAAUGUGUUCUAUUGUUUCACUUUCUUUGUAACAAAGAACACAUUUUGUGGUUAGUCAUGUUUCUGAGGUAUAGUAUAGGGUGUGUGAGACUGGGAAGAUGUCAUGUGCUAUUUUGAAGGA
Pomacea canaliculata is the source of this 3989-nucleotide messenger RNA. Its product is annotated as NSFL1 cofactor p47-like. The transcript has 2 exons. Gene Ontology annotation, molecular function: ubiquitin binding. The coding region runs from base 1400 to 2731 and encodes 443 amino acids. Gene Ontology annotation, cellular component: nucleus; cytosol. The record is from RefSeq and is a predicted model, not a curated record. Lineage: Eukaryota; Metazoa; Mollusca; Gastropoda; Architaenioglossa; Ampullariidae. Gene Ontology annotation, biological process: autophagosome assembly; proteasome-mediated ubiquitin-dependent protein catabolic process; membrane fusion.